Molecule: messenger RNA, 974 nt
Organism: Tilletiopsis washingtonensis
Lineage: Eukaryota; Fungi; Basidiomycota; Exobasidiomycetes; Entylomatales
Exons: 1
Coding region: 165-941 (258 amino acids)
Source: RefSeq, a predicted model, not a curated record
UGCACCGCUGUGGGUCACAGCAUGCGUGAGAUCUGCGCUCCUCUCACAGACAUGGCGAGGCGUCGGCGCGAGAAGAAGCGGCGGCGACGCGGCCCGCACCCCUGAGGCCCGACGCGUAGCGUCUCGAAUGGCACAGCGACGCCGGGCGAGCAUGGUCAUUGCAGAUGCAAGUUGCAAGCGUAUGCAACAGCACCACAGGAUGGGGAUCCUCACCUCUCUUCACUGGGCGCAGAACCGCCAGGCUCUGCCGUUGGUGCAGAUACAAUGUGCCAGAGCGCAGCAGUUCCCGGCGACGCGUACUCGCACAUGCACGGCCCUGCUGGCGGCUGGAUGCUCCGCGAGCCGCUCUGCCGGCUGCUCAGCUCUGCUUGUGCUUCGCACGCCAGCUCACCCGACGGCCGUCUGCUCAAGGAUCGGUCGAGCAUUGUGCCGUCCUUGUGGCUGCAACUGCAGACAGCUGCGGCAAGGGUGCUGGGUGCUGCGCCCCGCCCGCACGCGCGCAGCUUUGUCGCGGAGGCGCAUGCACGCCUUCUCGUCGCAGCAUCCUAUCAGCCGCAGCUGCAGCUGCAGCCCAGACGGAGCUCGCAUGCAGGAUGCUGCGGCAUGCUUAUGAGGGCGACGCUUGGCCGUCGGCCGGCCGUUGGUCCUGUGCAGCCGGUGCUGCGGCAAGGAUGUGCUUUCCUGCGUGGCGCUUGGGCGCAGCGCGCUGCCGCCACGGGCGCCGUGCAGCGAGCGAGGCAAGGAGCCAUGGCGUCCACUCCAGCCGCAGCCUCGCCGCCAGCGACAGCCGCUUGCUUCUCCUUGCCGGAGAAAAGGGAGGUGCAAAGCCCACUCCCCGGCAGCGACGCGCUGUGUCUCCGUCGGACGCUCUCCGGCUCGCAAGGGUGCGCGUCCAGCACCGACAAGGAAGCCGAGCCGGGCGUGGGCGUUGCGCGCGGUAGACUCUGGACUUGAACGUAGAGACUGUACGGCUC